AUGUGGGGAGCUGUGCAGGUGGGUCUGUGGGAAGUGUGGAUGCUGAAAACAGAAGGCCAAAAUGUGUCUGGGUUUACUGUGAAGGGACCAGCUGAACCUGUCAUAGUCCAACUUGGAGCAGAUGCCACUCUACCCUGCCAGCUUUCCCCUGAGAGCAAUGUAGACAGCAUGCAUAUCCGGUGGUACCGAACCCAGCUAUCCCCUGCUGUACUUGUGUACCAGAAUGGGCAAGAACAAGGUGGGGAGCAGAUGCUGGAGUAUCGAGGCAGGACGGAGUUGAUGAGAAACAAGGGGAGCGUGGCACUGGUGAUUCAGCAUGUCCGUGUCUCUGAUGACGGCCAGUACCGAUGCCAUUUUAAGGAUGGUGACAUCUCCCAAGAGGCCAUUGUGGAGCUGAAUGUUAUAGGUUUGGGUUCUGCUCCUAAUGUAUACAUGACGGGACCUGAAGAUGGUGGAAUCCGAGUGCUAUGUUCCUCAGGUGGCUGGUUUCCCAAACCCAAGUUGCAAUGGAAAGACAUGGCUGGACUGACGCUACCAUCCCUCUCUGAGUUCCUGACUCAAGAUGGAGAUGGGCUCUUCCAUGUGGAGGCAUCUCUUGUGGUUACGGACAGCAGCCUGAGCAAUGUGACCUGCACUGUCCAAAAUCCUCUGUCUGGUCAAGAGAAAGCAUCAGCCAUCUUCCUUCCAGAGCCCUUCUUCCCCAGGAUGUCUCCAUGGAAGGCAGCCCUGGCUGGGACAAUCCCUGUGCUGGGACUUCUCCUCAUUGGGAUCAGCUACUUUGGAUGGAGAGAACAUCAAGCCAAACUGGUAGAAAUAAAGAAAAGGGAAGAAAAAGCUUCUGAAAGGGAUGAGAUGAGGAAGAGAAAGGAAAAUGCACUUGAAAUCAGAGGGAAACUGAAGAAUGACCUUGAACAGCGAAAAGCCUUAUACAGGGAAGAUUGGAGAAAGGCCCUGCUAUAUCCUGACUGGAGGAAGGAACAUUUCAAGCUUGCCCAGGUGACUCUCAAACAAGAAAAUCUUCAUCUGAACAAUUCAGACCCAGAGAGAAAAGAGAAUUGUAGUGAGGAAACACAGGAUAUAUCUCUUAGUAAUAAGGAAGGAGAUGUCAAUCUUAUCACACUUAAUCAGGGAAGCUUAAUUGCAGGGAGAUAUUAUUGGGAAGUGGACGUUGGGGUCAAUGAUGAGUGGAGUCUUGGCAUUUAUGAGUCAUACAAAGAUGAAUCACUAAGAAAAUUCAUUGUUUUAGAGAAGAAGGGAGAUGAUUACUGGACUCUCAUUCGUGAUCCCAAAGCCAAGUCCCAAAAAACGUCACUUCAAAUUUGCCCCAAAGAAAAGCCACCACAAAAGAUUGUGAUUUUCAUGGAUUAUGAAGAUAGUGACCUUUCUUUCUACAACUUGACUGAGGGUACCCACAUUCACUCCUUCACCCAGAUGAACUUCUUUGGGUCACUCUAUCCUUAUUUCACACUUAAAUCUAUGGAGCCCUGA
Messenger RNA from Chrysochloris asiatica (Cape golden mole), 1488 nucleotides. RefSeq names its product butyrophilin-like protein 1-like. Gene Ontology annotation, cellular component: external side of plasma membrane. Gene Ontology annotation, biological process: regulation of cytokine production; T cell receptor signaling pathway. The record is from RefSeq and is a predicted model, not a curated record. NCBI's taxonomy places the organism in Eukaryota, Metazoa, Chordata, Mammalia, Afrosoricida, Chrysochloridae. The transcript has 9 exons. Bases 1 to 1488 code for a protein of 495 amino acids. Gene Ontology annotation, molecular function: signaling receptor binding.